CUUUUCUCUCCCUCUCCACCACACAUCCAAUUCCACCAUGCGUCGUUUACCUCGUGCCGUAUCACUCCCUCUCCGGAGGUCUUUCGCCAGCCAGGCUCCUGGCAGUCCCGUAUGGGAGGUCUUCAAUCGGCAAACGAAGCAUCUCCAGAAAGACCGCGCCGCUCGCAACGUCGAGCAGAGCCGCCAAACGGACUACAUCAAGGACGAGGUGGCCCUGCGGCUAUGUGAGCGCUUACUAGACAUCAAGCGCCACUUCCCGCAAGUGCUCGACCUCGGCGCCAACAGCUGCAACAUCGCCCGCGCGCUCACGGAGCCCAACCCGGACCCCGACGAUCCCAGCGCGCCGCCGCUGUCGACUCGCAUCUCGGAGCUGACGUGCGUCGACACCUCGCACGCGCUGCUCCACCGCGACGCCGACCUCCCCUUCAACGCCGACCUCUCUCUCACCCGCAACGUCAUCCCGGACCUGGAAUCCCUCCCCUACGAACCCAACAGCUUCGACGCCGUGCUCUCCUCGCUCUCCAUCCACUGGGUCAACGACCUCCCGUCGCUGCUGGCCCAGGUGAACUCGAUCCUGAAGCCGGACGCCCCGUUCAUCGCCGCCAUGUUCGGCGGCGACACGCUGUUCGAGCUGCGCACGUCGCUGCAGCUGGCGGACCUGGAGCGCCGCGGCGGCGUCAGCCCGCAUGUGUCGCCGCUGGCCGACGUGCGCGACGUCGGCGGCCUGCUGAACAAGGCCGGGUUCAAGAUGCUGACCGUGGACGUGGAGGACAUCGUCGUGGAGUAUCCGGAUACGUUCGCCCUGAUGCAGGACCUGCAGGCCAUGGGCGAGAGCAAUGCCAUCCUGCAUCGCGAGCUGGGUCCCCUCUCGCGGGACGUGCUGCUGGCCAACGAGGCCAUCUAUCGCCAGCUGCAUCGCGAGGAGGGCGCACGCGGCAUCCCCGCCACUUUCCGCUUGAUCUACAUGAUCGGGUGGAAGGAGGGCGAGGGACAGGCACAGCCGUUGCAGCGAGGCAGCGGAGAGUUGAAUCUGAAGGAUUUGUUGGGUGGCGGAGCGUUCGAGAAGCCAUAAAGACCAGACCUAGAGUCCUAAACAAAAAGUUCUACAUCUCACAAGAAAUAUAUAUAUACACUGAUAUAUAUCUAUAUAGUAACUGUACAAUUUAAUGACAAGGAUUAU
Molecule: messenger RNA, 1180 nt
Organism: Aspergillus steynii IBT 23096
Lineage: Eukaryota; Fungi; Ascomycota; Eurotiomycetes; Eurotiales; Aspergillaceae
Exons: 2
Coding region: 38-1072 (344 amino acids)
Biological process (GO): mitochondrial respiratory chain complex I assembly
Cellular component (GO): mitochondrion
Molecular function (GO): S-adenosylmethionine-dependent methyltransferase activity
Source: RefSeq, a predicted model, not a curated record